CGUACCUGGCACACUCGGUGCUGGAGCUACUGAAGGUAAGACAGACCCUUUCAACAACCUACAUACUCACAAGAACAGCCAUGUCUACCUACAAGGAGAGAGGGGUCAUGUUUCCAAGUGAUGUUGUGCCACGUUCUAACCUGGAACUCCUAAAAACCUUUGACAUCAGAGACGACGACAUCAUGUUGAUCACCUAUCCCAAAGCUGGCACUUGGUGGCUCCAUCAAGUAGUGAAACAGAUUCUGUCCGAACAGGGAGCUACAUGUACGGCUGAGACCUUUUUGGGAAACAUGCCCAAUCUUAUCGAGUUCACCGUACCUGGGAAAGGGCCUCUGGCGGAAUUGAUCAAAGCUGCACCUUCUCCUCGAGUGCUGGCGACGCACGUCCCAGUGGAAUUCCUCCCGCCUGGUUUGCUCGGUUCCAAUGCGAAGAUAGUCGUCUUGAUGAGAAAUCCCAAGGACACCGCGGUCUCCAUGUUCCAUUUCUCGCAAAAAGUUCCUGAACUACCGACGCCUGAAUCCUGGGAUAGCUUUGCUCAACAGUUUCUUGCUGGUGACUGUCCAUGGGGGCCUUUCUACGACCACGUCCUGGGGUACUGGAAGCUUAAGGACCAGCACAACAUUCUCUUCCUGAAGUAUGAGGAUAUGAAGAAGGACCUGCCGGCGGAAGUGAAGAAGCUCUCCUCCUUCCUGGGAAAGCCGCUGACCGACGAGACAGUACAGACAGUGGUCGGUGCGACCCAGUUCGACUCCAUGAAAAAGAAUUUGGGAGAAACAAAAAUGGCCGUUGGACUGAAGGGAGGUUUAUGGACAAGGAAGGGAGUCGUCGGAGACUGGAAGAACAACUUCAGUGACGACCAGAGCCGAGCUUAUGAUGAGCAGUACCGUGAGAGGCUGUCCAACACCGGGCUGGAAUUUCAAUUUGAGUAAUCAGUUAACAGCGAAAUAUAUAUGUUAAGUUCAUUUUAAGAAGAUGUGAAAGAACAAAAAUGAAGAAUCUAUUCUUCAGUAUACAAACUUUGACUUCACAUGAAACUUCAUCUGUGUUGGUAGAAGUCAUUCUUAAAAAUUUGGGUGAGUCCAAUUUUGGUGAUUGAAAUUACAGUUCGACUUUUUCAAGAAAACUUUGACUUCAUAAAUAAUGAAAGCAACAUUGUUGGCCCAACCUUUUUUCCUCAUCAGUGUUGGGGUUCCCAUAGGAUGUCAUCCAUGUAAUCGAAUCAACAUGGCCUAAGUCGUCUGGCAUCAAUUCUAUAAUGAUGGAUCAAUUAAAUUAACCAGUUUUUAGUGUUGCCAUGGCAUUGGGUUGGAUGCAUGCAUAUCUUUACAGAAUUCAGAAAUUUCAGUUAAAAAUUAAUUUUGGAACCUUCGAUUCGAUAAAACGCCAUACAAGUAUACAUUGUAGUUCUUUGCAUGCAGAAAUAAAGCAAAUUGGUGAGUAUCAUUUGACUGAAUCAC
Messenger RNA from Branchiostoma floridae (Florida lancelet), 1457 nucleotides. RefSeq names its product sulfotransferase 1C4-like. Gene Ontology annotation, biological process: sulfation. The transcript has 7 exons. Gene Ontology annotation, molecular function: sulfotransferase activity. NCBI's taxonomy places the organism in Eukaryota, Metazoa, Chordata, Leptocardii, Amphioxiformes, Branchiostomatidae. Gene Ontology annotation, cellular component: cytoplasm. The record is from RefSeq and is a predicted model, not a curated record. Bases 81 to 929 code for a protein of 282 amino acids.